Messenger RNA from Heterocephalus glaber (naked mole-rat), 1712 nucleotides. NCBI's taxonomy places the organism in Eukaryota, Metazoa, Chordata, Mammalia, Rodentia, Bathyergidae. The record is from RefSeq and is a predicted model, not a curated record.
UUUUUUAUUAGAGGACAGCCCAGCUGCUCUCUAUAGAGCCCAGUGUAGUGGGGUGUGUUGCCUGGUCCUGGGGAACUCAAGUGGUUACAGCCUCUGUGUGUCCAGAGGAGCCCCCACUGGGGUUUGAGGCAGCCAUGGGGCUGUUGCCUGUGGCUGUGGCCGUGGCCAUCUUCCUGCUCCUGGUGGAUCUGAUGCACCGGCGCCAACGCUGGGCUGCUCGCUACCCGCCAGGCCCCAUGCCAGUACCCGGGCUGGGCAACCUUCUGCAGGUGGACUUCCAGAACAUGGCUUACUCCUGCUACAAGCUGCGAAAUCGCUUCGGAGACGUGUUCAGCCUGCAGCUGGCCUGGAAGCCAGUGGUCGUGGUCAAUGGACUGCAGGCCGUGCGAGAGGCCCUGGUGAAUCACAGCGAGGACACCGCUGACCGGCCACCCAUGCCCAUCUAUGAGCACCUGGGCUUAAGACAGAAUUCCACAGGAGUGGUCAUGGCACCCUAUGGACCCGCCUGGCGUGAACAGCGCCGCUUCUCUGUGUCCACUCUGCGCAACUUCGGCCUGGGCAAGAAGUCGCUGGAGCAGUGGGUGACCAAGGAGGCCUCCUGCCUCUGUGCCGCCUUUGCCAACCAGGACGGACGUGCUUUUAGCCCCAACACCCUCCUGAGCCAAGCAGUGUGUAACGUGAUCGCCUCCCUCAUCUACGCUCGCCGCUUUGAGUACGAUGACCCAGCCCUCAUCAGGAUGAUGGACCUGCUGGAGGAUUCUUUGAAGGAGGACUCAGGCUUGAUGCCCCAGGUACUGAACGCAGUCCCCAUGCUCCUGCGCAUCCCUGGAGUGGCUGAGAAGGCCUUGCCUGGACAAAAGGCCUUGUUGGCCCUGAUAGAUGAGCUGUUGACAGAGCACAAGAUGACCCACGACCCAAACCAACCACCCCGAGACCUGACUGAUGUCUUCUUGACCGAGGUGGAGAAGGCCAAGGGGAACCCUGAGAGCAGCUUCAAUGAUGAGAACCUGCGCAUGGUUGUGACUGACCUGUUCACGGCAGGGAUGGCGACCACAUCAACCACGCUGGCCUGGGCCCUGCUGCUCAUGAUCCUCCAUCCAGAUGUGCAGCGCCGAGUCCACCAGGAGAUCGAUGAAGUGAUCGGGCAGGGGCGGCGCCCAGAGAUGGGGGACCAGGCCCACAUGCCCUUCACCAACGCCGUGAUUCACGAGGUGCAGCGCUUUGGGGACAUCAUCCCAAUGAGUGUGCCCCACAUGACGUCCCGUGACACUGAGGUGCAGGGCUUCCUCAUCCCCAAGGGGACAACGAUCAUCACCAACCUGUCAUCCGUGCUGAAGGAUGAGACCGUCUGGGAGAAGCCCUUCCGCUUCCACCCGGAACAUUUCCUGGACACCGAGGGCCGCUUUGUGAAGUUCGAGGCCUUCAUGCCAUUCUCAGCAGGUGCUUGCUUCUUAGGCCGUCGCGCAUGCCUUGGGGAGCCCCUGGCCCGCAUGGAGCUCUUCCUCUUCUUCACCUGCCUCCUGCAGUGCUUCAGCUUCUCAGUGCCUGAGGGGCAGCCCCAGCCCAGUGACUAUGGUGUUCCUUACUUCCUUGUGAGCCCAUCCCCCUACCAGCUCUGUGCUGUGUCCCGCUAGAAGAGGCCCCAAGGGCCCAACGUGCCUGCAACUGGGGCCCUGAGUCAUAAUAAACCAAUGUCGUGGCUGCCGCCAUCA